Molecule: messenger RNA, 1795 nt
Organism: Sarcophilus harrisii (Tasmanian devil)
Lineage: Eukaryota; Metazoa; Chordata; Mammalia; Dasyuromorphia; Dasyuridae
Gene: SIRT5
Product: sirtuin 5
Exons: 10
Coding region: 410-1348 (312 amino acids)
Molecular function (GO): protein-succinyllysine desuccinylase activity; protein-malonyllysine demalonylase activity; NAD+ binding
Source: RefSeq, a predicted model, not a curated record
UCCUCGGCCUGCGCGUUCCCCUUCUUUCCUCCCCAGGCGGACGGCGGGAGCCGCUGCUGCGCCCGGCACUUCCUCCUGCCCUGCCGUCCGCUUCCCGAGCAGUAUCACUCCAGAGACCCAUCCUUUAAAAAAACAACCUCCACCACCAGCCCCAUAAUCUAAAACUGGAAGAAGAGAAAAUACAACUCAAUAUAGAUUUAUUAAGUCCUUGUGCUGAGCUAAACAUCGGAGAUACAAAGAAAAGGAGGGGAAAAACACCGCCGCCUUCAACAAAAACAACCAGACCCUGUCUUCCGGGAGUUUAUAGUCUAAUCCCCAUGUGGACUAAAAUGGACAGUACAAAUAGGUAGUUUGACAUGGGCAGUAGAGCAACCCAGUAAAAAAGAGAAGAAUUAUUAAGAAAAUCCUGAUGAGUCUGUUCCAUUUUGCAACUAGACACCUGAUUCUUCAAGUGCUUCGUGAAUUGGGAUUGAAGGAUCCUCCUGCUCAUAAAACCUUAAAGAUUUGUGUAGCAAUGUCUCGUCCAACUUCAAACAUGGCGGAUUUUCGGAAAUUUUUUGCCAAGGCAAAGCAUAUAGCCAUUAUUACAGGGGCUGGAGUCAGUGCUGAAAGUGGUGUGCCAACAUUCAGAGGACCCGGUGGUUUCUGGAGAAAAUGGAAAGCUGAGGAUCUAGCUACCCCUGAGGCUUUUAUGCGGAAUCCUUCUUUAGUGUGGGAAUUCUACCACUAUCGUAGAGAAUUGAUGCUGAAGAAGCAUCCCAACCCAGCCCAUGUGGCCAUUGCAGAAUGUGAAGCCCGGCUAACUGGUCAAGGAAGGCGUGUGGUAGUCAUCACUCAGAACAUUGAUGAGCUUCAUUACCGAGCAGGCACCAGGAACCUCCUGGAGCUUCAUGGCAGUUUAUUUAAAACUCGAUGCCUCAGUUGUGGAAAUGUAGCAGAGAAUUACAAGAGUCCAAUCUGUCCAGCUUUAGAUGGAAAAGGUGCCCCAGAACCUGAUGUUCCAGAUGCCCAAAUCCCAGUUGAAAAGCUUCCUAGGUGUGAAGAAAAAGAUUGCAUUGGCCCCCUUCGACCCCAUGUGGUAUGGUUUGGAGAAAAUCUGGACCCUAACAUUCUUGACAAGGUCAACAGAGAGCUUGCUCUCUGUGACUUAUGUUUAGUGGUGGGAACUUCCUCUCUGGUUUAUCCUGCAGCUAUAUUCGCCCCACAUGUAUCAGCUAGGGGAGUACCAGUGGCCGAAUUUAACACUACAACUACCCCUGUUACACAAAACUUCAGGUUUCACUUCUCAGGGCCCUGUGGCAGCACUAUCCCUGAAGCGCUUGCCUGUCAUGAAUCUGAAAAAGAUUAAUUGUAAGCAUGAGGAAAAAAAUUUGAUUCAUAAGUACUUAGCUAUAAAUACUUAAACCCAAAAGGAGGUGGGAGAAAGUGUAUGGGGGAAAAAUUUAUAAACAGAGAAAGACCUCUGGUCCUCAGAACUGGAAAUGUAACCAAUCAAUAGAUAUUCUUAUUGUCGGUCACAAUGAUGAUAUUAAAAACUGUCAAGAAAAUAACCCAUUACAUUUGUGUUGGACUGCACCGAUUCCCAAAUAAUUAUUGGGUGUUUUAUAGUUGUGGUAAAAACUAUUUUCAUUUAUCUAGAUUUACAACAUUUAAUUUAUCUAUAAUUCUAAUAGUAUUUUUUUAUUUCUAAUAUAAACAUAAGGAUUUCCUUGGCUAAAGCAUUGCCUUUCCUCGAUUCUAAUGUUUACAUAAAUACUUUGGCAGAAAAUAAAUUGACUGUAAUUUGUUGUAUAGA